Messenger RNA from Aspergillus aculeatinus CBS 121060, 819 nucleotides. RefSeq lists its product as uncharacterized. Bases 1 to 819 code for a protein of 272 amino acids. The record is from RefSeq and is a predicted model, not a curated record. Lineage: Eukaryota; Fungi; Ascomycota; Eurotiomycetes; Eurotiales; Aspergillaceae. The transcript has a single exon.
AUGACUUCAUACUUCUCGUCGCUGACGUCCUCGUCGGCCAUCUCGAACCUGGGCACCCGGCUCAACUCCCUGAAACGGGCCAUCACGUCGGGCGACGAGCGCGACGACCCGGACAACGCGGACUGCUCGCACAUCUCGAACGUGCUGCGCGCCUACUACACCGAAAAGGGGCGACCGUAUCCCUCGUGGCUGCCCCCGGACCCGAAAGCCCCCGCGCCGGCACCGGCGCGGGUCAUCGCGACCUCCCAGAUCCCACCCGGCGCUGCUGGUAGCGCCCCAGCGUCAUCAGCAUACGGACGUGGCGGCAGCGGCGGCGGUGGCAGCGGUGGUGGUGGUGGUGGACUGGGCGACCUGUGGGGGGAUGCGGGCUCGGCCACGCCUCCCACCUCCCAGACAUCCAGUUUGCGCCGGGGUCGCAUGACCGCCGGGGGAAAUAACAACAGCAUCCACAACAGCAUGGGGGCACCGCUGUCGGCGACGGCGAGUGCUCCGGGAGGCCCAAUCGCCCACAACAGCCUGUCCCCGACCCCGUCGGCAAUGCAGCAGCACCCUCACCACCCCGCCGGGGGCGGCCGUCCCCUGCCCAGUCAGCGCGCCGGAUCCUACCAGACGAUCUCGGGCCCCGUGACCGGCGGCGGCGCGACGCAACAACCGCUGGAGCGCGCAGCGUCGGCCCAGGAACGACUCCGGGCACGCCUGCAUGGGGGCCGGUCGCCCAGCCCCGGCCAGAAUCCGAGCAGUCGGCCGGGUUCACCCUACGUGGCCGGGGGAGCGGAUCCUAGCGCACGAAAACCGGUAGGGAUGCCGGGUCGACGAUAA